AUGGCAAAAAGGUCUAAAUCUAAAUCUAAGUCUAGAAGUUCAAAUAGAAUUUUAAAUGCCUUUGAAUUGGCUCAAAGAGAAGUUGGAGGUUCUGAUGGUGAUACUGAUGGUAGAAUUCAAUCGCACAGCGGUAGUAAACGUAAAGGUGCAGUAGUUAAUCUAUUGAAAAAAGUAGAAAAAGGAUAUAAUGGUGACGAUGGUUAUGGAUCAGACUAUGGAGAUGGAAAUGAUGAUGAUGAUGACUUUGAAGAUGAAAUAUUGGAUUCUGACGAGGCAUUAGGUUCUGAUGAUGAAUAUGAUGUUAUGGAUUCUAAAAUGUCUCAAACACGUCGUGAUAAACAAGCUCAAGGUAUAGAACUAGAUGAUGAAGAGGAGGGUGGUUAUACUUCUAUCGACGAAGAUGAGUUGAUGCCUUUGUCACAAAUUUGGGAUAUUAACACAAAAACCUCAGACAGUGAGGCUGAAUCUUCUAAUGAAAACGAUUUGAAAUUGAAGAAUGAUAUAAGUGAUGAAGAAGUAUCUUCUUCAAAUGAAGAUGAAGAAAGUAGCAGUGAAAGUGAAUCUGAAUCUAAUGAAGAAAAUUCAGAUGAAAAUCCAUUUGAUGAACUUUCAGAAGAUGGAGAAGAAGUUGAAUUGAAUACAAUCACUUCUAAUUUAUUGAAAGAGACAGCAAAGGCGCAAUCCAAGAGAUUAGAAAAUUAUGGUGCAGGUGAAGAAAAUGAAUUUAGUUUACCAACUGUCUCUCUUAAUGGCAAUGGUUUCUCUAAUGGUAAAUUAAGUUUAGAAGACAUGAUGAAUGUGGUGGAUGAUCAAACUGUCACUGCACAGGCCACAUUAAUAAAGGGAGAGUCAUUCACUGCUGCUGUACCAUUACCCCAGAGAAUUCAGCAAAGACAUGAACGUAAGGCGGCUUAUGAAAUCUCCAAGAAAGAGGUCAAUAAAUGGAAGGAUGUUGUCCAACAGAAUAGACGUGCUGAUCAUUUAUAUUUUGGUAACAAAAGAGAAUUUAGUGAGUCUACUGCAUUUACCUUAAAUCAGUCUGGCGCAGUACAAUCUGAAUUACAAAGUAAAGUUGCUGAAGUGUUGAAAGAAAGCAAUUUGGUGGAUCCACAAAAGGAGAGUACUUUUGAAGAAUUAGCCACUGCCAAAAUGAGUCCAGAAGAGAUGAAAAAAAGAACCACAGAAAUGAGAUUGAUGAGAGAAUUAAUGUUUCGUGAAGAAAGAAAGGCAAAAAGAAUUAAAAAGAUCAAAUCGAAAUCAUAUCGUAGAAUUAAGAAGAAAGAAAUGCUAAGAAAUAGAGAAGCAGCAAGUCUUUCCGAUGAAGAUAAUGAAGAACGUGAAAUUGCUAGAGCUCAAGAAAGAAUGACUUUGAAGCAUAGAGCAAAUUCUAAAUGGGCUAGAGAUAUGGUUAAACAUGGGAUGACAAAUGAUGUACAAACUCGUGAAGAAAUGGAAGAGAUGCUGAGACAAGGUGAGAGAUUGAAAGCUAAAAUCAUUGAUAGAAAUUCUGAUGAAGAAGAUGAAAAUGCUAAUAUGAGUGAUUUAGAGAGAGAUACUUAUCAAGAAGAUGCUCAAUUGAGAGAUAGUGUAGGAAAAACUGGUGUUUUGAACAUGAAGUUUAUGAAAAAUGCAGAAGCCAGAGAAAGAGAAGCGAACAAAGAAGCACUAAGAAAAUUAAGAGCUGUUCAGAGUGGUGAAGAUAUGGAAUUAUUUGAUGAUGGUAAUGAAGAAUCUGGUAAAAGUGGUGAAUAUGUCAUGUUAAAUAAAGGUAGAAGAGUGUAUGUUCCAGGUAGUAAAGAAAUUAAACAAGAAACUGAAGCUAUUUAUGAGAAUGCAUUGAAAGAACAAAAAAUUGAUGAAUCGAGAAGUUUAGUAAAUAGAUUAAAGAAGAUUAAUAAUAUUAAUGGAGAUGAAAUUGAAAUUAGAGAAGAAAAGGAUAAUGAUGAUGAAGUAAAGAAGAAAUCACAAACUCAAGCACAGAAAAAAUCAGCAUCAGCUAAUCCUUGGUUAGAUGAGAGCGACGAAGAAGAUUCAACUAUGGUCAAAAAAUCUACUAAGAUCAAUAUAGUAGAUAAAGAUAGUUCUAAGCUUGUUAAAAGUAGUCAAAAGAUUUCUAAAGAGAUGGAAAAGCAAGUAAGAAAACAAAAUGCAAAGGGGAAGAAGAAUAAUGAUGAUGAAUUACUUCUGGAUACUUCUGACAGUAACACUUUAAAUAUUGUUGAUCCAUAUGGGGGUUCAGAUGAUGAAUCUAAUAAGCAAUUCAUGUUCAAACAACAAGAAAUCAUUUCAGAAGCGUUUGCUGGUGAUGACGUUGUUGUUGAUUUCAGUGAGGAAAAGAAACGUGUGGCAGAAGAUGAAGAUGAUAAAGAAGAAGAUGUAACACUACCAGGUUGGGGUCAAUGGGCUGGUGCUGGAGAAAAUCUCAAAAAGAAGAAGAGAAAGUUUAUUAAGAAGAUAAAAGGUGUUGUUGAAAAGGAGAAGAGAAAAGAUAGACAUUUACAAAACGUUAUAAUUAAUGAAAAGAUGAACAAGAAAAAUUUGAAAUACCACGCAUCUUCUGUGCCAUUCCCAUAUGAAAAUAAAGAACAGUAUGAAAGAUCUUUACGUAUGCCGUUAGGACCUGAAUGGACUAGUCAAAAGACGCACAGUAGAUUUAUUAAGCCAAGAAUAUUGACAAAACCAGGUCAAGUUAUUGAUCCGUUAAAACAACCAUUCCAAUAA
Arxiozyma heterogenica is the source of this 2721-nucleotide messenger RNA. It is a transcript of the gene UTP14, whose product is annotated as Utp14p. The record is from RefSeq and is a predicted model, not a curated record. Gene Ontology annotation, cellular component: nucleolus; small-subunit processome. The transcript has a single exon. Gene Ontology annotation, biological process: rRNA processing. Bases 1 to 2721 code for a protein of 906 amino acids. NCBI's taxonomy places the organism in Eukaryota, Fungi, Ascomycota, Saccharomycetes, Saccharomycetales, Saccharomycetaceae.